This is a messenger RNA of Camponotus floridanus (Florida carpenter ant), 2160 nucleotides long. RefSeq names its product aladin. The record is from RefSeq and is a predicted model, not a curated record. NCBI's taxonomy places the organism in Eukaryota, Metazoa, Arthropoda, Insecta, Hymenoptera, Formicidae. Gene Ontology annotation, molecular function: protein binding. The transcript is spliced from 7 exons. Gene Ontology annotation, cellular component: nuclear pore. Gene Ontology annotation, biological process: nucleocytoplasmic transport. The coding region runs from base 535 to 2109 and encodes 524 amino acids.
GCUGUCGUCACUACGCCGUGGAUUGUACUUUUCGUCUGCGUUUCUCGCACCUACCGCACUCGGAAACGAAACAAGCGUACGUUCGCGACGCAGGCGAGAGAGAGACGCGAGUGAACAGGUGUAGAAAGUGCAUCUCUAAUCUACGUGCGCGGGCGCCCUCGCGCUAGCCGGCUGUUCCACUUCGCGAUUUCUCGAAAGAUUCUCGCGCAAGGGUGAAUUAUCACUUUAACUAUAAUCACGCGAUAUUAUUCCGCGAACGCAUUCGUACGAGACGACACGCGAACCGCAGCGAGCACCGGCUCUCGCAUCGCGAUCUUACACGGUAAAACAAUUCGAAUGGACCCCGAAACUGCGCGCGCACGCGCACUGUACAUAAUCGCGUUGCCUAGCAACGGUUGCCACGAGCGACCAAAUAAACAAGUUUUGCGCCAUUUUCCUCCGAUUGCCGAUAAAGGGAUACGCGAUAAAAUUUGUAUUGUGUAUAUGUUAGAUCGUUGCGGUUCUUGAUAAAAGAGACAGAAGAGAAGAGCAAAGAUGCUGAAAAUAUUGUCACUUCAAGAUUUCGAGUGUCCUGUUUUGGACGAUACGGCAGUCGUUGGUUUAAUCGACGGUAUCGUGCAUUAUUGCACCUACGACAAGAUGCACGAUGAGAUGCAACCUUUCUCCAAGUAUUUGCGUGGGUAUCCCGAGAUUUCUAUCACCCAGGAGAUUCUGGCCACCCGCGACUCUGCGCGCACGGUCAGUGCUGGAGAAUUAUUUCUGCCUAUUCAUGAUAGCAUCUUCAAAAAGCUUGCAAAUGUAUGGAGAGAGAAAGGAUUCUCCGAAGCCAUUCGUUUUGCUGCAGCUGCAAAUCCGGAGGAGAUUACAAAUGUUGUACAUUGGGUGGCAACGAGAUGGAAUUGGAUGUUGGAUUUAAUGGAAAGAGGAAUAUAUCAGAGAGAUGUGUUACCAACAUCAGGAACUGGAUCUGUUGCCGAUAUUGUUGCUACAAGGGAUUGGAAUACAUCAUUGAUUAGGUGUCUAUCUUGGCAUCCGCAUUGCGCUCGUCUAGCUGUAGCUACAAGAGAUGAUCGAAUACGUAUUUAUUCACAAGGCAUACUAGGUAUACCAGUAUUGAGACAUAGCGCACAAAAGUCAGUUUGCUGUUUAAAUUGGAGACCAUAUGCUGGCCGUGAAUUGGCAGCUGCAUGUUAUUCCGGAGUUUUAAUUUGGACGAUAGAAUUGGGUGCAGCCAGUAAUUUACUUAGUCACGUGAUACUUUUAAAGCAAAGAAAUCAUGUACCUGUUACAAGUGUUAUGUGGCAUUCGCAAGGUGGUUUAUUGGCAUCUUGUUCACCAACAGAUUUAAAUGUAAUAAUUUGGGAUGUUUCAAGAGAAGAUGGAGUCCCUUUAAAACGUGUUGGUGGAGGUGGCAUAUGUUUCAUACAUUGGUCAUCUUGUGGCUCACGAUUAUUGUCUGCUUCAUGUAGGAAUGUUUUUAGAGUUUGGAAUACUGGUGUUCCAACGCCAUGGCAUGCAGAAAGAUGGACAGUUCCUCAUGGUCGUGUAGCGACUGCAUGCUUUGGUCCUAAUUUAACAUUACUCUUUGCUACUACUGAAGAUCCUGCUACAAUAUUCUCAUUGCCAUUGCAAGAUAAUAUAUUUGAUGUUAAAAAAGCAACUGAUAAUGAUGUAAAGAUAGCCAUGCGUCUAAUCGAUUUAACGAAAGUAAAUUUUUCUUGGGAUGAUAAUGAUUAUAUCACAGUUGGAGGCAGAAUAACUUCCAUGGAAUGGGAUUCAACAGGAAAAUAUCUCGCUAUUCUUUUCCAGGAUAGUCCAGUUAUUGCUCUAGUGAAAACAAGCUUAAGUAGUUUAUCACGAAUAGUGGAAGUGCAGCCAAGCUGUCUCAUUAAAGGAUUUCCCGGUGAAGUACCAAACUGUAUUAAUUUUUAUCAAAAACAUUCACCGUGGGUUUGUUUAACAAUAGCUUGGAAUAGUGGACGUGUGCAACAUUUUCCAAUUGUUGAAAAUGAGGCCAAAGUUGAUACAACUACACAUUCCACGGUAUUGUCUCAAUCUAUAAGAACAACAAAUGACUCAUAUAACAUCAGCAGUUAUAGGCAAUAUUAAAUUAUUAUUUCUAUAAUAUUGAUAAAAUAAUAAGCACAAUUUUUCAACUUU